AUGGAUUUACAUCUACGUUUUUUAAAUUGGCUUGGAAUGUUGUGGGAGAAGAUGUUUGUCAUGCUGUUAAGGAAUUCUUCCAAAGUGUGUAUCAGCAAGAUUAUUAAGAAUCGAAUUAAGGAAGGGUUGGCUGAUAUUGUUAGCAUAAAUCAGUCGGCUUUUGUCCCGGGUCGAAGAAUCUCAGAUAAUAUUUUGCUAACACAAGAGCUUAUGCAUAAUUUUCAUCGUAAGAUUGGUCCGCCAAGAUGUGCUUUUAAAGUUGAUAUUCAGAAGGCAUAUGAUACGGUCGAAUGGAGCUUUCUAGAGAAGACUUUAUUGGGUUUCCGCUUCCAUCCGAAGAUAGUAAAAUGGAUUAUUGCUUGUGUUUCGUCAACCUCGUUUUCAUUGGCGAUUAAUGGUAGUCUUUAUGGGUAUUUUAAAGGACGUCGGGGGCUUAGACAAGGUGAUCCAAUGUCUCUGUAUCUGUUUACGUUGGUCAUGGAGGUGCUCUCAUUGAUCCUACAAAAUCAGGUAUCUCUAUCGUCAGAAUUUAGAUUCCAUAACAAAUGUGAAAAACAAAGAAUCAUAAACCUCUGCUUUGCGGAUGACUUGUUCCUUUUUGCAAGAAGGCACCCUAGAUCAGCUAGAGUUGUGAUGGGAGCCUUAAAUCAAUUCCAGAAUAUGUCGGGUCUUGUGCCGAGUAUGGCAAAGAGUAUGGUGUAUUUUGGUAAUGUGACCGAAGGCGUGAAGGAUCGGAUUAAAAGUAUUAUGAACAUUGAGGAAGGUGAAUUACCUGUUAGGUAUCUUGGGGUUCCUUUGAUAUCCACCCGGUUGCAUCAUAAGGACUGUAAAAGAUUAAUUGAAUGUUUGGAUGCUCGUAUAACGGAUUGGAAAAACAAAUGUUUGUCGUUUGUAGGGAGAUUGCAACUGAUUAAAUCGGUCCUUUCGUCUAUGCAUGUGUUCUGGGCUUCGGUUUUCGUCCUUCCCAAACGAAUUAUACACGAGAUAGAGGAGAGAAUGCGACGUUUUUUGUGGAACCAAGGUAAUAAUAUUAAAGGUAAAGUGAAAGUUAAGUGGAAGUCAGUGUGCUUGCCUAAAAGUGAAGGUGGUUUAGGUAUUAGAAGAGUUGGAGAUAUGAAUAAUGCUCUCAUGGUCAAUCACAUUUGGAGUCUUUUAUCUCUAAGGGAGUCGUUAUGGGUUAGAUGGAUUCACUCUUAUCGUAUUCGCAAUAGAAGCUUUUGGGAUAUCCCGGUUGGAAGCAAUAUAGCGUGUAGUUUGAGGAAGAUGCUUGGGCUUAGGCCUUUGAUUAGAGACCAUGUUUGGAUUAAUGUGGGUAGUGGAACCAAAACAUUUGCUUGGUUUGACAAAUGGGAUGCGGUAUGCCCGAUUGCUAGGAUUCUUACUCCGAGAAUUAUAGCUAAUGCGGGAUUCAACAUGAAUACUAAGCUUGCGGAGGUUUAUGCUGAUGGUGCUUGGCUUUGGCCGAACACAUGGAUGGAUCGAUUUCCGGCUCUUGCCCAAAUUCAAAUAGGUGAAUUGGACCAAAUGAGACAGGAUAAAAUUGAAUGGCAAACAAAUUCGGGUCACCGGUUGGAGUUUAACACGGCUAUAGUGUGGAAUGAUAUUCGGUUUUAUCAGAAUGAAGUGCCAUGGGCUAACUUAGUGUGGUUCCCUCAAGCGAUCCCCCGUCAUUCGUUUCUCACGUGGCUUUUUGUGCAGAGAAAGCUGAAGACUCAGGAUUUUAUGAGUAGAUGGAUUUCCUCAGGUAAUGCAAAUUACAACCUGAUGUGUUGCUCGCUUUGCUCCUCGUGUCCGGAUUCUCAUGGUCACCUUUUUUUCGAGUGUGGUUAUGCUACUACGGUUUGGAAUGGGGCGAAAGGUAAAGCUGAUAUGGCCGAUUUGGAUAAUGAUUGGAACACUAUUUUUCAGCAUUUGUUAACUAUUGCUUAUUCAAAGACAGCGAGAAACAUUAUAGCGAAGAUUCUCGUUAGUGCAUCCACAUAUUUUAUUUGGGAAGAAAGGAACAGAAGAUUAUUUUCAUCCAGAAAAAGAAAUGCUUGCCAAUUGGUAGAGGUCAUUCUAUCGACAGUAAGGUUGAAGCUUCAUACUAUGAGAUUCAAGACAACCCCUAGCACGAUUCAAGUUUUGCAAGAGUGGGCGCUUCCUCGGGGACUUCUGGUUCCUGAUGACGACUGCGGCUAA
Molecule: messenger RNA, 2181 nt
Organism: Helianthus annuus (common sunflower)
Lineage: Eukaryota; Viridiplantae; Streptophyta; Magnoliopsida; Asterales; Asteraceae
Exons: 2
Coding region: 1-2181 (726 amino acids)
Source: RefSeq, a predicted model, not a curated record